Messenger RNA from Mangifera indica (mango), 2751 nucleotides. RefSeq names its product protein FAR-RED IMPAIRED RESPONSE 1-like. The record is from RefSeq and is a predicted model, not a curated record. Gene Ontology annotation, molecular function: zinc ion binding. NCBI's taxonomy places the organism in Eukaryota, Viridiplantae, Streptophyta, Magnoliopsida, Sapindales, Anacardiaceae. Bases 299 to 2587 code for a protein of 762 amino acids. Gene Ontology annotation, biological process: regulation of DNA-templated transcription. The transcript has 4 exons.
CAAGCUUGGUACACAAAAUAAUACCCACUGAUGUGGCAGCCAACAUGGCAUAUGACAUCUCAUCUGCCACAUUGGCAAUUUGCCACAUCAGAGGAUAAAAUUUCUUCAAAAAAUGUAAUUGAUUGUGCCAUAUCUUUCUAAAACAAACCCACUUUCUCAAACAGCAAUCACGUAAACAACAGCCAACCACCAUCAACCCAAACUCGUGUUUAACCAUAACCAGCAUCAUCCAUCACUUUUUGGAACCGCCAUCGAUUGUCAGCUCUUUGAAACCAUCAUCGGACUUCAUUUGCUGGAGAUGUCAGAGGAUUUAACUUCUUCUUCAAAGUUGGAUUUGUUGCAAAGUGUGACUUCACCGGAGCCUUCAUCAGAGCAACUAAGAAUUUCAAAAAUGGAGGAGUGCAGUCAAACAAAUUCCAAGAACACUUCUUCUCAUUUCAAUGUUAUUGGGGAUAAUCAUUUUGAAGAAACUGAUUAUACAAGAAGUUUAGAAGAGGAAUGGGAGCCUAAGCCUGGAAUGGUUUAUGAUUUGUUAGAGAAUCUUGUUCAAGACUAUAAAAGCUAUGAAAAUAAGAAGGGUUUUGAAGCUAUUAUACGAUCUACAACAAAAGGAGAUGAUGGAGAUGUAAAAUAUGUGGCGUUGGCUUGUUCUUGUCAUGGGAAGGCUAGAAGUAAUUGUAGGAAUGCUUUUAAAAUGCAUCCAAUGACAAAAACAGAUUGCAAGGCGCGAAUUCGUGCAAGCAUACGUUUCGAUGGUAAAUGGACAAUAUCUUCAGUUAUAUUAGAUCAUAACCAUGAACUCAGUAGUCCUGCCAAGACUAGAUACUUUAAGAGCAAUCGAAUAAUACAUCCAUCUGUGAAAAGGAAACUUGAAGUGAAUGAUAGGGCUGGCAUUAGACCAAAUAAAAAUUUCAAUACCUUAAUAGUUGAAGCAGGCGGUGCUGAAAAUUUGCCAUUCUUACAGAAAGAUUGUAGGAAUUAUAUUGAAAAGGUAAGGAGGCUACGACUUGGUGUUGGAGAUGCUUCUGCAAUUCAGAAAUAUUUUCUUAAAAUGCAAAGUGAGAAUUCAAAUUUCUUCAACACAAUGGAUUUAGAUGAAGAGGGUCGUCUUAAAAAUGUUUUAUGGGUGGAUGCGAGAAGUAGGGCCGCUUUUAAAGAAUUCGGUGAUGUUGUGACAUUUGACACCACAUAUUUGACCAACAAAUAUGAUAUGCCGUUUGGUGCUUUCGUUGGAGUGGAUCAUCAUGGUCAUUCAAUAUUAUUUGGUUGUGGGUUAAUCUCUAAUGAGGACACAGAGACAUUUGUAUGGCUUUUUAAAUCUUGGCUUGCGUGUAUGUCCAAUUGUGCUCCUAAGGCAAUAAUUACUGAUCAAGACAAGGCAAUGCAAAAUGCAAUUGAGAUUGUGUUCCCCAAUACACGACAUAGAUGGUGUUUGUGGCAUAUAAUGAAGAAGUUGCCUGAAAAAUUGAGAGGUUAUUGUGAAUAUGAACAUAUUAAGUUUUCUUUGCAAAAUAUUGUGUAUGAUUCGUUAACAAGUGAUGAGUUUGAAGAACGCUGGAAUAAGUUCAUUGAUAAAUACAACCUUCUCAACAAUGCAUGGCUACUUGGAUUAUAUAAUGAAAGACGACGUUGGGUGCCCGCUUUUCUAAAGGAUACUUUUUGGGCAGGUAUGUCUACCACGCAGCGCAGUGAAAGUAUGCAUUCAUUCUUUGAUGGUUAUGUCAAUUCAAAAACCACUUUAAAACAGUUUGUGGAACAAUAUGAAAAUGCAUUGCGUGAUAAAGUGGAAAAAGAAAGGGAGGCUGAUUUUAAAUCUUUCAAAUCAUGGAUCCCUUGCAUAAGCACUUAUCCAAUGGAGAAACAAUUUCAAGAUGCAUAUACCAUUGCAAAAUUCAAAGAAUUUCAACAAGAACUUGCUGCUAAGAUCUAUUGUGGGUUGUCUUCUUUUAAAAAGGUUGAUUCUUAUAUGGAAUUUAUAGUACAAGAAGAUGUUGUGGUUGGAGAGACUCAUCGUCGUGUUACUUUUGUAGUUCGCUUUGAUGAAUCAACUUAUGAUAUUCAUUGCAAUUGUCGAAUGUUUGAGUUUAGAGGAAUAUUAUGUCGACAUGCAAUUGUUGUGCUAAUUGAGAAGCAAAUUUCUCAUGUACCAGAUAAGUUCAUUUUAAGGCGAUGGAGGAAAAACAUAAACAGGUGUCAUACCAAGGUCAAAAUAAGUUAUAAUAGUUGGAACUCUAAUCUUGAAGGGCAAAGGUUUGAUAAAUUGUUUAAUUACUUCAGUGUUGUUGCAGAUUUGACAUCAAAUAAUGAUAACGAUUGUAAUAUGGUGAUAGCAAUUAUAACUGAUAUGAAGAACAAGUUAAUCUCAAGUGAAAAUGUUGAUAGGAAUUGUAAAAGUUUAAACAUGUCAAAUAGUAUGACAAAUCCUAAAGUUGGUGAUGGAACUUCCAAUGAGGGCGACAAUAAAAUUCUUACUCCACAGGCUGUUCGUAGCAAGGGUCGUCCUCCAUUCAAAAGAAAACAAUCAAAAGUUGAUCAAAUUAUCCGCAAAGUAAAAGAGAAGAAAUUGCGUAUACAAAAAAUUAAUUAAAAAGGAUUAAGGAGAGUUCUUUUGAGGUGUGAUCUACCAAGUGCAUGUGUAAUUAAGUCUCAGUUUUUUAGUUUUAUAUAAACAUGUUAUUGAUGGAAGAUAACUUUAUGAUAGAGAUAACACUAACUGUGAAACUUUUGCAGAUAUUAUAAUAAAAGUGGGGA